This is a messenger RNA of Fragaria vesca subsp. vesca, 465 nucleotides long. Its product is annotated as putative ribonuclease H protein At1g65750-like. Lineage: Eukaryota; Viridiplantae; Streptophyta; Magnoliopsida; Rosales; Rosaceae. The record is from RefSeq and is a predicted model, not a curated record. The transcript has a single exon. The coding region runs from base 1 to 465 and encodes 154 amino acids.
AUGGGGAGGUUUGGGCCAUCACUACCGGCCCGGGAUUCAUAUUUCCAGGCCCAUUAUAGCAGGCUCAACUGGGCUUGCAGUAUAUUUGAUUCUCAAAAUCAGGUCCUAUUAAAAUGGUCUCUUCCUCCUUGUGAUGUUUUAAAGCUUAAUAUUGAUGGUUCAAGAUUGUCUCAUAAUGGUUCUAUAGCAGCUGGGGGAUUGAUUCGAAAUAGUGAUGGAGAUUGGGUUUGUGGUUUUUCUGCCAAUCUUGGUGUAGGAGAUAUUCUUGUGGCUGAAUUAUGGGCUCUUUGCAUUGGUUUGAAAAUGGCAGGGCAGAAUGUAACCCAUAUUUUGGUUGAAUCUGAUUCUGCUCUUGUAGUUAAUAUGGUUAAAGGGGAGUGGGAUGAUACCCAUCCUCUUCAUGGCCUCCUUACCGUGUUCAAAACUCUUUGGUUGAUAUUUACAGGGAAUGCAAUAUGUCAGUAG